AUGCCAAGAAGCAGAUGUCCUCCACCAGCAUACCGAAACAUGCAGGAUCACAAGCAAAAAAGACGUGUGUACAAUCGACACAACGGAAGUCGUGAAAAUUAA
Haemonchus placei is the source of this 102-nucleotide messenger RNA. The record is from the annotation of a GenBank genome assembly. Lineage: Eukaryota; Metazoa; Nematoda; Chromadorea; Rhabditida; Trichostrongylidae.